Chara braunii is the source of this 2741-nucleotide messenger RNA. NCBI's taxonomy places the organism in Eukaryota, Viridiplantae, Streptophyta, Charophyceae, Charales, Characeae. The record is from the annotation of a GenBank genome assembly.
ACGUGCUCGACAACGAAUGGCGCGUGUGCAAUGCCGGGACGUGGAUGAGAGUGGGGUGAGAGCGAGAGAGGGAGAGAGAGAAAUGUUGGUAUUCCCACAGUUCCGCUGCGUGGUCCAGCUUCCGUCAAGCCGCACAAGGCAAGCGGGUGCUGCCAUCGCUGAAAGCUGGGGGGCGGACAAGGUUGGACGCGGCGAGCGGCAGCCAGGGCAGGGACUAACGUUGUCGCCGAGCCGCCCGUUUCCUUUUCUCUUCUCUAAUCUACCAUAGUCUUGAACCUGUGCCCUCGAAUCAAUCUAUCAAGAUGAUGCUGGCGCAACGGUCUGUUCGGCUGCUGCUGAAGGCCGGACGCGGCGGCGCAUUACAGUCGGCCUUUCCCUCGACGAAGCAAGCGUUCGCUACCUCGUCCGCGGCAUUGCCUUUGGGAGAACAGCUGGAAGAAUUCCGAGGAAAAUGGGAGAAGGCUGCGCCGAACCUCGUUUUCCCGACGAUCCCGAGCCAAUUCAUGAAACCCAGACCGGAGGUCCCGGCAGCGAUUCCGGAUAAGCUCACGUUCAACUUCUUCAUGCCGCAUGCUCGAGAGAUUGACGGAGAACAGGUUGAUAUGGUUAUUCUUCCAGCAACCACGGGGCAGAUGGGUGUGUUGCCAGGACAUGUCCCCACUGUUGCCCAGCUUCGGCCAGGCGUGCUUUCAGUACAUGAGGGUAAAGAGACGAAGCAGUACUUCGUUAGCAGCGGAUUUGCGUUCAUCCAUGCAAACUCGACCACUGACGUCUGCGCCAUUGAGGCUGUGCCCCUGGAGGAUCUCAAUCCGGAGGCUGUGAAGUCUGGUCUGGCCUUUUACACAGAACAAGUGAACCGCGCAUCAACUGAGUUAGAAAAGGCAGAGGCAGAGAUUGGUGUCGAAGUCCACAGUGCAAUGAGCGGGGCGCUCGGAUUGUAGCAUUGCCUUGACUUGAUUGGUACGGACAGGCGUGCAUUUCAUCCGUGCUCCAGUCCUUCAGUGUGCAACAGGGAGCCCCCCAAUGUCCGGCUGCAGAUAUAAGCCUGCUGGGGUGAGAGGAGCUAGAGAGGAGGGAAGGGAGAGGGUUUCCAACGUAACACAAGAGAGCCCGAAAUGCAGCAUCAACAAAGUGCAAGGCAUCUUUCGUGGUUGAUGUGGCGGCAUGUGCACUCCAUCUUUUCUCUGCCUUUCCUGGUCGAGCAGUCUGUCUGUGGGCCUGGGUUUCAAACUACGUCGAUUUCUCUCCCCCAGUGCAUUUCUCUGCCUUUCCUGGAUGAGCCCGAACCCCUGUUGCUAGCUCGUCCUCUUCCCCAGUGCUUUGUUUUGCUAUUAGCUGAUUGUGGAGUCUGCGCAUUCUCAUGUUUAUGCUUUUCCCUGUUGCAGUUAUUUCCUCUUCACGUAUCUUCUCUGCAUCCCUGUCUCGCAAUGCGAUAUUUCCUGUUCAUGUCUUCUCCAGACUGUUGCUCCCCGACAGUCCCUGUGCAGUAAACGGGUGCGUUGUCUAUUGCAGCCCAGAUAUUCCCCCAACCUUAUGACAUGACCAGUGAAUGAAGGGCAUUUUUCCUUCAAUUUCAGGAUGCGACUACUUUCUUGGUCUUGAUGUAAAUCACUCGUUUUGGUGCAAACCAGUUGAGAUGUGUUAUCAGCUGUUUCUCUGCUGGGCUCAAGAUUGAGCUUCUCCAAUGUGCGUGUCUUUUAUGGUGUUUCAGGGCUGAAUUCAAGCCAUUCACAGACGAGAGGCCUGAGGUCUUUGAUUUGCAUGUAAAGACCUGGAUUGAUGUGCUGUGUGUGAUUUCGUGAAGUUGUGUGUGCCUUUCCAUCGUCCGGUUUGCAGUAGCCUUUGUUCUUGGCCUUUUUCUUUUUUGUAUUUCGGGUUGUCAGGCUCUGAUUACGGUCGUCUGGUAGUCCAAGCAUCGCACACCCUAUACUCUCCUGGUCCCACCCUUUUGUUGGCGGCUCAUAGUGUUCAGGUAGUGUCGAUUGAUUUGGAUGGAAGUGUUUAUGUCAACCAGGAUUCGAACUCUUGAUCUGGUUAUCAACAGCUACCAAUGUGCACCGUUCAGCCAUGGGACUGGAUCAGAUGUGCUUUUAAAUUUUGUACGUUUUGCCAGACGCCCUAUGUAUGUUUGUUUUCCCUAUUUGCUGCAGGCAUUGUUUCCUACUGCUGCUGGUGUUAAAACACCAGUACCUACCGCAUUUUUCGUACCGCCCGGCCUGGAAUGAAUUUGGACCGGAGGGGCAGGCCGGUUCGGCUUCCACGUUAACGGCCGCUCCAACCGGUAGGUACUGGUGGUUUAAAGUGGUAAUAUGGGUGAUUGAUUGUACAGAGGGGCACAGGCUUGAGGAGUGUGCUGUGCUGCUGGGGGAUGAAAGGAAGGACCCCUUGGGCCUGGCUCAGAAAUGGCGAUAUUGAUUGGUUCUAGCACUGCACACAGGCAGAUUCUUACAGCUGCUAUGCCUGAACUGUGCAUGCCUUUCUUCUAAUGUCUGCAUGCUUGAAUGGUUGCUAGCAGGCAGGCUGAAGUGCAGUUGUUCCCCGCCUCCAGAAUCCAUCUACUGUUGGGAUGGAAGCAGCGGUUGUAUAUUUAUUUAUCUUGGGAAGUAUCUCCCAUAGCAGCAGAAUGGUCUGUCACCCGUGCACUAACACGUUAUCACCAAGUUUGAUUAUGAAUGCAGUAAGAGUAUGCAUGCUCACACUAGGCAAUUAUAAUUACAGAAUAACAAAAUCAGUGGCCAGCC